CGCUGUUUCCAGGUGUUUGACGCGCAUCUCGAAGGCUCGCUCGGUUUUUCACGCCAAUCAGCCAGUUCGAAUAGUGCAUCAUGAAUGCACCAAACACGCGAAAGGGCCCACCAUUAGAUUAGCAGAACAACAACGUGGUUUUAAAAGCAGCACGGCGGGAUUCACCACGGAAUCUCUUCUAAACAGCCCGGACACAGUUAUUCCGCAUAUAACCUCUGGGAAAAGAGGAAAAAAAGGCGAGGACACAUAUUUUUGCCCCGCGUCAGCUUCCGUCAAGCGUCCACCGAGUACGCAUGCGCGCCAGCGUCCUGCAUGUUUUCCUAGCUAGUGUUGCCGCUGUCGAAAUGUUCAAUAUUUAACGUUUUAGAUAACAGGCGUCCUUUCAGUCACCAUGAAGACACGAUUCACCACUGUGGAUAUCAGGGCGGUUAUCGCCGAAAUAAAUGCUAAUUAUAUCGGCAUGAGGGUCAACAACGUUUACGACAUCGACAAUAAGACAUACCUCAUCCGUCUGCAGAAGCCCGACAACAAGGCAGUUCUCCUGAUCGAAUCCGGGACUCGAAUUCACUCGACAGACUUCGAAUGGCCAAAGAACAUGAUGCCUUCAGGCUUUGCCAUGAAAUGCCGGAAACACCUGAAGACUCGGCGGCUGACCCAGGUGAAGCAGCUUGGGAUCGACAGGAUCGUGGACAUCCAGUUCGGCUCGGAUGAGGCCGCCUACCACUUGAUUGUUGAGCUUUACGACAGAGGGAACGUCAUCCUUGCUGACCACGAGUACACAAUCUUGAAUCUGCUGCGGUUUCGUGCGGCCGACGCUGAAGACGUGAAGAUUGCGGUGCGAGAGCGGUACCCAGUGGAGAGUGCCCGACCCCUGGAGCCGCUCAUCAGCUUGGAGAGACUAACAGACAUUAUCAGCUCAGCACAAAGUGGAGAGCAAGUGAAGAGGGUUCUGAAUCCUCACCUGCCGUAUGGAGCGACUCUGAUCGAACACUGUCUCAUAGAAGCGGGACUCAGUGGCUCUCUCAAGGUGGACAGCCAAGCGUCUGAAGUUGCUCCUAAAAUCCUGGAAGCUCUGAGAAUGGCAGAGGUCUAUAUGGAGAAAACUGAAUCCUUCAAUGGCAAGGGGUAUGUCAUUCAGAAGAGGGAGAAGAAAGUGAGUCUGACUCCUGGGAAUCCCAGCGAGGAGCUGCUCACAUACGAUGAAUUUCAUCCAUUCCUCUUCGCACAACAUGCCCAAAGUCCCUACCUGGAGUUUGAAACCUUUGACAAGGCGGUGGACGAGUUCUUCUCCAAGAUGGAGAGUCAGAAGAUCGACAUGAAAGCGUUGCAGCAGGAGAAACAGGCUCUGAAGAAGCUGGAGAAUGUGAAACGGGACCAUGAGCAGAGGCUUGAGGCUCUGCAUCAAGUUCAGGAAGUGGACCGAGCGAAGGGUGAGCUGGUGGAAAUGAACCUGCCGGUGGUGGAGCGAGCGCUGCAGGUGGUCCGCAGCGCUCUGGCCAAUCAGGUGGACUGGACGGAGAUCGGCGUCAUUGUCAAGGAAGCUCAGGCCGCCGGAGAUCCUGUGGCCUGUGCCAUCAAGGAGCUGAAGCUGCAGACCAACCAGAUCACCAUGCUUCUGAAAAACCCGUACGUUUCGGAGGAGGACCAGGAGGAGGAGGUGGAGAUGGAAGAGAAAUUGGAGGUGAAGGGGAAGAAAAGUAAAGACAAAGCAUCGCGCAAGAAGCUGCAGAGGAACAAGCCCAUGUUGGUGGAUGUGGAUCUGGGCCUGUCUGCGUACGCCAACGCCAAAAAGUACUACGACUGCAAACGCACCGCUGAGAAGAAGCAACAGAAAACCAUUGAAGCCGCCGGCAAGGCGAUGAAGUCUGCUGAGAAGAAAACUCAGCAAACUCUCAAAGAGGUUCAGACGGCCAUCACCAUCCAGAAGGCCAGGAAGGUCUACUGGUUUGAGAAGUUCCUCUGGUUCAUCACCUCUGAGAACUACCUGGUCAUCGCGGGGCGCGACCAGCAGCAGAACGAGAUGAUCGUGAAGCGCUACCUCCGGCAAGGCGACGUUUACGUUCACGCCGACCUCCACGGAGCCACCAGCUGCGUCGUGAAGAAUCCCUCCGGCAACCCAAUCCCUCCCAAAACCCUGAAUGAAGCAGGCACCAUGGCCGUGUGCUACAGCGCUGCAUGGGACGCCAAAAUCAUCACCAGCGCCUGGUGGGUCCAUCAUCACCAGGUGUCGAAGACGGCACCCACUGGAGAGUACUUGACCACCGGAAGCUUCAUGAUCAGAGGAAAGAAAAACUUCCUGCCUCCCUCCUACCUCAUCAUGGGCUUUGGCUUCCUGUUCAAGGUGGAUGAGCAGAGCGUGUUCCGUCACAGAGGGGAGAGGAAAGUGAGGACUGUGGAGGAGGACAUGGAUGAACUGGCGUCCACCACCGAGGAGCUGCUGGAGGAGGGAGAGGAGCUGAAAGAAGACGGCAGCAGCGAUGAGGAGCAGGAGCAGGGAAAGUCAGAUGAGAGUGACGCCCAUUUAAAAACCAGCAAUGAUGACACAAGAGAGGAAACAAAAAACAAAACAAACAGUAAGUCCCCAGAUGGAAGCAACGCUGAGGAAGAGAGCGAGGAGGAGGAGGGUGAUGGAGAGGCCAGUGAGGAGCCGAGCUUCCCCGACACCACCAUCUCCCUCUCGUAUCUUCAGCCACACAGAACUCAAGACAUCAAACCGGAACCUGUGUCCGAGAGUGAGACCAACUCUCAAGGGAAGAAGCACAUGACAGCCAAGCAGAGACGAGAGGAGAAGAAGAAGAAGCAGAAACAGGACGGGCUCGACUCUGAGAAGACAGAGGUUUCAUCUGCCGGGUCAACAGGCAGCCAGGGGACGAGGAGUGGGGGGAGCCUGUCGCAGCAGCCCCUGAAGAGGGGUCAAAAGAACAAGCUGAAGAAGAUCAAGGAGAAGUACAAGGACCAGGACGAGGAGGACCGGGAGCUGAGGAUGCAGCUGCUCGGGUCGGCCGGACCCACCAAGGAGGAGAAGGACAAAGGCAAGAAAGGCAAGAAGAGCAAAGAGGAGGCGGUUCGGCAGCCGCCUGCUCAGAGGCCCCCUCAGAAACCCCGGAAUCCUGAGAGGAAGCCAGAGCAGCCCAAAGGGGAAGAAGGAGAUGGAGAACAUGACGACAAGGAGGACGACGUGGACCAGGACAACCCUGGCGCCGAGGAAGCGGAGAACCUGCUGAACUCUCUGACCGGUCAGCCCGACAACGAGGACGUGCUGCUGUUCGCCGUGCCGGUCUGCGCCCCCUACACCGCGCUCUCCAACUACAAACACAAGGUGAAACUGACCCCUGGCACUCAGAAGAAAGGAAAAGCUGCUCGCACAGCCGUUCUCAGCUUCAUGAAAGGGAAAGACACAACCAUGAGAGAGAAGGACUUGCUGCGCAGCGUCAAGGAUGCCGACCUGUUCAGAAACGUACCUGGCAAGGUGAAAGUCUCGGCUCCGAACCUGCUGGCAGCCAAGAAGAAGUGAGAGAGGGGGCGGUGCUCCAGCGAGACGCCGCAGCUGCGGCUCCCACUGACUUCUAACGAAUGACCAAAACUGAGCCGCAAUCAUGAUAAAGUUCAAAAGAGAAGACAAACUCUGUUUAUUCCUCAUGACAAUUAUUUACAAUAAAAACAAAAUGGCAAAUGUGCAAACCAGGCGAAUAGAAAAGUUGUAUUUACACAAGUGUUUUGGGUGGCGGCGGCUCCACAUCGUCCCACAGGAAAUGAAGCGUGUUUUUUAAGUUAAAUAAGAAUCACAGAGCC
Messenger RNA from Synchiropus splendidus (mandarinfish), 3792 nucleotides. Its product is annotated as ribosome quality control complex subunit NEMF-like. Lineage: Eukaryota; Metazoa; Chordata; Actinopteri; Syngnathiformes; Callionymidae. Gene Ontology annotation, molecular function: tRNA binding; ribosomal large subunit binding. Gene Ontology annotation, biological process: rescue of stalled cytosolic ribosome; ribosome-associated ubiquitin-dependent protein catabolic process. The record is from RefSeq and is a predicted model, not a curated record. The coding region runs from base 392 to 3514 and encodes 1040 amino acids. The transcript has 32 exons. Gene Ontology annotation, cellular component: RQC complex.